UAUCUAUUGUAGUUUUCACUGAACCGCUUGUACGAACCGAACUCGAGCUAUAUGUUGUACACCGUCAAAUACGAGCACAAACAUACAUAAAUAUACGCAAUCUAACUUCUUCCGAAGUGUUGCUGCAACACUAUUUGUACAGUGCACUUCGUUAGCCGACAUUUGCCUGACAUUUAGCAACAUACUUUUUACAUAUAGCCACAUCAAAAACAAACCGAUAGCACUAUGGCUUCCACACAAACGGUGAAGAUGCCGAAUGGCGAUACCGUUCAUCUGAAGAAAUCGUACACAAUAGAAGAUACACACGAGUAUAUCUAUACAGGCGGAGCCAUACACUUUACACCAGACGAACAGUAUAUGUUGACUGCAUGCGAAGACAACGUGAAAGUAUCUGAUCUCAACACGGGCAAGAUAAGUAACAUAUUCGAUGGGGAUGGUGAGGUUAUCACCUGUAUGUCACUUGUGCCUAACACACACACCUGCGUUGUUGCUAGCAGGAGUGGGCAACUGCACCACUACGACUAUGUAGACAACGCGGUGUUACGUACGUUCAAGUCAUUAGACGGCCCUGUGGCGAGUCUGUGCUGGGACCCCUCAGGCACACUGUUAGCAACCGGUGCGAGUAAUGGGAAUGUAAAGGUAUGGGACUUUGCACACACAGCUGUCACACACUCCUUUAAAGGCUCGCAAGGGAUUGUGUUUAGUAUGGCAUUCCACCCUGAUCCUAAACGUAUGCUGCUUGCUACAAGCGCCUCAGCCGAUUGCGAUGUGAAGGUUUGGGAUUUGUAUAAGAAGAAGCUGGUGCACAAUAUGAAGGGCCAUGUGUCGCCUGUACAAGGUUUAGUGUUCAGUGACGAUGGUAAGUUCAUAGUGAGUGGCGGUAGAGAUAAGGUCAUGAACACGUGGAGGCUUUCCGAUCAUUCAUUCAAGCUACACGCAUCUAAACCCCUGCAUGAGAGUAUCGAGGGCCUCAAACUAGUACCAACGGUUAACGGAGACACACGCGUUAAGGUGGUGACUGUAAGUGACGUGGGGAAGUGUAGUGUAUGGGAUGCUGUGAGCGGAGAGAUGCUUCAAUUCUCGCAAGUACACGACGCACUGUCAGAGGUGUCUCUACUGCCUCAGUCACAUCGCAUUGUGGUGGUAAACGGUAAUAUGGACAUCCUGUUCUUGGAUCAAGAAACACUUACCAUACAGAGACGUAUCAUCGGAUAUAACGACGAGAUUAUUGACGCCAAGCAUAUUGACGACGACCAUGUGCUUGUAGUUGCUAAUAGUGAAGCGGCAAGGGUCGUGCAGUUAAGUACACACGAUUGUGCGAUGCUAGAGGGCCACACAGCUAAUGUGUUGUGUGCGGACAUCAGCCCAUGUGGCAACUAUGUGGUGACAUCAAGCAAAGACAAUACUGUACGCGUAUGGCGCAAACAUCAGAGUGAGACUGAAAUGAGGUAAGA
Messenger RNA from Sphaeroforma arctica JP610, 1454 nucleotides. RefSeq lists its product as hypothetical. The record is from RefSeq and is a predicted model, not a curated record. Gene Ontology annotation, molecular function: protein binding; U3 snoRNA binding. Bases 226 to 1452 code for a protein of 408 amino acids. Gene Ontology annotation, biological process: endonucleolytic cleavage in 5'-ETS of tricistronic rRNA transcript (SSU-rRNA, 5.8S rRNA, LSU-rRNA); endonucleolytic cleavage to generate mature 5'-end of SSU-rRNA from (SSU-rRNA, 5.8S rRNA, LSU-rRNA). The transcript has a single exon. Gene Ontology annotation, cellular component: 90S preribosome; nucleolus. NCBI's taxonomy places the organism in Eukaryota, Ichthyosporea, Ichthyophonida.